AUGGUCGAUCAACCCAAAUUCCAUGUUGCUUUGACUAUCACCAAUGUUAAGUCCCUCAUUCCCAUAAUGUUGGAUGCGGAGCAUGGCAUGUAUCACUCUUGGGCGGCUUUAUUCAAGGUCCUUGUUAAGGUUCAUGAUUUACAUCACCACAUCAUCUCUCCUACGGAGGCACAAGAGGUAGCUGCUUAUGCCGCAUCCAAAGCCGCAGACCCUGCUCUAUGUAAGCGUCUCGAUGCCGCGGACAACAAGGCUUCUCGGGCUACUCAUCUUGAAGAGAAACUUGCGGACCUUAAUUUCGAUAAUUUUUUGUCGAUUGAUAGCUAUUGUAAUCACAUCAAGUCGUUGGCUGAUCAACUUGCCAAUGUUGAUGCCCCUCUCACCAACAGCAGAUUAGUUCUCAAACUCACGGCAGGGCUACCUGAGGCCUAUGCCGGGAUGCUUGCGGAGCGGACCAUUAAAAACCGCUUGGCAAAGGAAGGCAACUCCGGCAACCGCUCUCAAGCCGCUCUCCUUACAAGCACCGACAGCCACCACGGCACGGACAACAACACCUCCGCAUCCUCUACUUCAUCUCGUUAG
Messenger RNA from Glycine soja, 579 nucleotides. RefSeq lists its product as uncharacterized. The transcript is spliced from 3 exons. The record is from RefSeq and is a predicted model, not a curated record. NCBI's taxonomy places the organism in Eukaryota, Viridiplantae, Streptophyta, Magnoliopsida, Fabales, Fabaceae. Bases 1 to 579 code for a protein of 192 amino acids.